CCGCCAUCCAGCCUCCAUUCGCUUGCUGUACACCUCAAAGGGGCGAGAGCCCUUCAGAGAAUCUCCGCCAGCCGCUCACCGGAGGCCCGGCCUUCAUCUUACUCCUUACCGCCAUGGAGGCGCUGACUGAACUCUGCGAUCUUAUUGCCCAGAACCCUGAUCUCUUUGCCGACAAGCUAGCCUGGAUUUGCAGCCGUUGCCCUUCGGCGGCAGCGCUUCAGCCACCGUCGGCGGGAUUAGGAUCGGUGCGCGUCACGCGUUCCCAUCUCAAUGCCCUCAUCGCCCUUGCCCGCUUUCUGUCUAAAUGCUCCGAUGUCUCCGCCGCUGCCUCCAAUGUCCGAUCCACACUCUUCGAAUUCCUCCGCGCCAUCCCAUCCGUUGCUUUUCGCCUCUCCUUCUGGCCACAGUCGUUCUCCCUUGACACCAUUUCCGCCUUCUUCUCCGAUCUUCUCCGUUAUCUUUCCACCGCUGCCGAUCUCUCCCCUGCCGUCGGUUCUGAGCUCUCUCUAUUCUUUGGAAACACUGUCUUCUCCGCAGCGGCCUGCACCGGUGACGAGAUAGCCAUUGCCAGGGUUUUUCUCUCCGCCGUGGCGCAGAGUUGCCCUCCGAUUGCGGCUGCGGACGGGGAAAUGCUUGUGACAUGCUUUCUUGAGCAGUUUGUUCCAGAGGAUGAUGGGCUUUCGUCGUCAGGGUCGGAGAAUUCGAUGUCCUGGGGAUCGAGCACUCUGUCCAGGGGGAAGGUAAUUGAGGAUGAUAGGGAUGUAGUUGAUGAUGGUUCGAGCGAGAUCUCGUCGGUGCAGAAUGGUGGCAGUGUUGGUCGGAGGAGCAGCUCGGGUUCGAAUGGCGGGGGUGGAGGAGGCGGGCCUGUGGCAUUUCAGGUGGAGUCUUUGGAAGGGUUGGAGAAGCUGGAGAUAGCGUUUAGAUUGGUUCGGCAGGUUCUGGAUAGGUCGGGUAGGAUCAAGGCUGAUCAGUUGGAACAUUUUCAUAAAGUUGCUGCCAAGCAGCUGAAGUCUUUGCCAGCUUUUCUCAAGAUCCGCAAGCGUGAUUGGAAAGAACAGGGGCCGCAGUUGAAAGCUAGAAUCAACAGAAAAUUAUCUUGUUGUCAAGCAGCAGCCGAGUUGCAAACGAAGGGUAUACUUUCUUUAGAUCCGGAUGGGAAAGCCUCCAAAGAUGCAUUGCGGCGUACACUUGCACUUCUCUUGGAUGCUGCAGAAGCUUGCAUAAUCUCUUCAUGGAGAAAGUUGAAAAUCUGUGAGGAUCUUUUCAGCACUCUACUUUAUGGAAUUAGCCAAAUAACUGUUUCUCGUGGGGGCCAGUUACUCCGAGUCUUACUUAUUCCUCUGAAACCUCUGGUACUUACGACAUGUGCUCAGGAGGCUGAUAUGCUAGGUAACAACCCUGGGGCAAUGUUUGUGGCUGUCACGAAACUAAGUUGCGAGAUAGUAGAAUUUGGUUGGGGCAAGGACAGGGCUCUUGUUGAUACCUUCAUCAUGGGUUUGGCUGCUUGCAUUCGAGAAAGGAAUGACUACGAGGAGCAGGAUGGGAAAGAAAAACAUGCAAUUCCUGCGAUUCAGCAUAAUCUUAUACGGUUGCUGGCUGACUUGAGUGUAACUGUCAAUAAAUGGGAAGUCGUUGAUAUGAUAUUGCCUUUGUUCAUUGAAAGUUUAGAAGAGGGUGAUGCUUCAUCUCCAUGCUUACUGCGUCUUCGACUACUGGAUGCAGUAUCUCACAUAGCCUGCUUGGGUUUUGAGAAAUCUUAUCGGGAAACGGUUGUCUUGAUGACACGGAGCUAUUUGGAUAAGGUUAAAAAUGUUGGAAAUUCAGAAAUCAACUCACCUUCAGAAGCUGCCACUGAGAGGGCAGAGACUCUCCCAGCUGGGUUUCUUUUGGUUGCUUCUCGUUUGACUAGUACAAAGCUAAGGGUAGACUAUCGCCACCGUCUUUUGUCUUUGUGCUCUGAUGUUGGACUAGCUUGUGAAUCAAAUAGUGGGAGGAGUGGUGCUGAUUUUUUGGGUCCACUACUUUCUGCUGUUGCAGAAAUUUGCUCUGAUUUUGACCCAGCUACCAGCAUUGAGCCUUCACUUCUUAAAUUGUUUCGCAACCUUUGGUUCUAUAUUGUUUUAUUUGGGCUAGCUUCUCCAGGGCAGAAAAAUCAAUUUUCAACAAAAGGAAUGCCCAACUCAAUUAGUAUUGUGGGGAGCGCAGCGGCAAGCCCACUUCAUGCCAUGACUGGAUCAUACACGUCGAUUGGCCAGUGGUUUGGAGCUGUUCAACGCAUAGCGCAGAGAACACCACCUUUGGUUGUGAGCUCAGUCAAGUGGCUUGAAGAUGAGUUAGAGUUGAAUGCCCUACACAACGCAGGUGGCCGAAGAGGCAGUAGCAAUGAGAAAGCUGCAGUUGGGCAGAAAAGUGUUCUUUCUGCUGCCUUAGGAUGCCGUGUUGAGGUAGCAGCAAUGACUACAAUUUCAGGUGUAAAGGCUACCUAUUUAUUGGCUGUUACAGUUUUGGAGACCAUACGUUUUAGCUGUAAUGGUGGCAUUCUUCCUGCUAGUUCCACAUCAAACACGUCAAUAAGUGCUUUCAGCUGUGUUUUUGAUUAUCUACUCACGCCAAACCUGAUGCCGGCUGUCUUCCAAUGCUUGAAAGCAAUUGUCUACAGUGCUGCUGAUGUAGCAGUGGCAUGGCUGGAGGAGAGACUUUGUGAUACUGGAAAAGAAGCUGAUAUUGUAGAUCAUGUUCUUUCUGCACAUUGUUGCUUUCUUAUAAGGAGUAUGUCUCAGAGGGAUGAAAAUAUUCGAGACAUUUCUGUCAAUUUGCUAACUCAAUUUAAAGAGAAGUUUCAGCAGGUUUUGUGGAACGUUUCUUGUUUGGAUGCACUUCUAUUUUCAGUUCAUAAUGAGUUACCUUCAGCUCAAGUCAAUGAUCCUGCUUUGGUUGCUAUUUGUCGUUCUGUAUACCAAAAGAUUGUGCGGGAAUGGAUCACAAAUGCCCUUUCAUAUGCUCCAUGCACAACCCAAGGCUUAUUACAGGAAUUUCUCUGCAAGCUUAAUGGACUACAAAAAACACAACAUGCAUCCGAUAUUGUUUCCCUUUUGUCUGAAAUCCGAAUUUGUUCUGGGAAAAAUGAUUGCUGGAGUGGGAUCAGGACUGCAAAUAUUCCUGCAGUCAUAGAAGCUUCUACUGCUGCCUCAGGAGAAAAGAAGAAAGUUUCGGAUGGCUUCAUUUUGGAAGUUUUAUCAACUGCAGUUGUGAGUGCAACGGUGAAGUGUAACCAUGCUGGGGAGAUUGCUGGUAUGAGAAGGCUGUACAAUAAUAUAGGAGGUUUUCAUUUAGGCAUGUUGGGUUUAGGAACUGGACCUCCGCAAUCUCAAGGAGUUUCUUUUAAUGAGAUUCUCCUAGCAAAAUUUGUCCAGCUGCUUCAACAAUUUGUUGGCACUGCCGAGAAAGGUGCCACUGUAGAUAAAUCCUUGUUUCGAGAAACCUGUUCUCAGGCUACUGCAUUACUUCUUUCACAGAUGGCUUCUGAGUCUAGAUUGAAAAUAGAAGGCUUCUCACAGCUUUUACGACUUCUUUGUUGGUGUCCUGCUUACAUUUCAACGCCAGAUGCAAUGGAAACAGGAAUAUUUAUUUGGACUUGGCUUGUUUCGUCAGAACCUUCUUUUGGGCCACUUGUCCUUGCAGAACUUGUUGAUGCAUGGUUGUGGACAAUAGAUACAAAACGUGGUCUGUUUGCUUCUGAAAUGAGAUAUUCUGGUCCUGCUGCAAAAUUAAGGCCUCACCUCAUUCCUGGAGAACCAGAACCACAGCCUGAGAAGGACAUUGUUGAAGGAUUGAUGGCCCAUAAACUCUGGCUUGGUUUUUUUAUUGAUCGCUUUGAGGUAGUUCGACAUGAUAGUAUGGAGCAACUUUUGUUCUUUGGUCGAAUGUUGCAAGAAACGAUGAAAUCACCAUAUCAUUUUUCUAAACACCCGGCAGCAACUGGCACUUUCUUCACCGCUAUUCUACUUGGAUUAAAAUUUUGCUCAUGUAAAUCACAGAGCAAUCUCCAGAACUGUAAAAUUGGGCUUCAUCUGCUCGAAGACCGUGUUCUUCGUGCUUCAUUGGGUUGGUUUGCUUGUGAGCCAGAGUGGUAUGAGUCAAAUGAUAAGGGUUUUGCACAGAGCGAGGCUCAGUCUGUUUCUUUAGUUGUUCAUCAUCUUUUGAAUGAGAAAACAGAUUCUGUGUCAACAUCUUCAACUGAUUCAUCUUUGAAAGGCAAAGGAUGUGAAAGUGAAUUGAAUAACAUGACAGAUCUAUAUCAUCCUGUCUGGGGACAUAUGGAUGACUAUGCUUCUGGAAGAGAGAAACGGAAGCAGCUACUUGCCAUGCUAUGCCAGCAUGAGGCAGAUAGGCUUGAAGUGUGGUCACAACCUUUAAACACAAAAGAUAACUCAUCCUUUCGUAAUAAAAUUAGCUCAGAAAGAUGGAUUGAACAUGCAAAGAUUGCAUUUUCUGUUGAUCCUCGCAUUGCUUGCUGCCUAACAUCAAGAUUUCCAACUAAUUCAUAUAUUAUAGCUGAAGUAACACAGUUGGUUCAGGCGAACAUAAUAAACCUACGGACAAUUCCUGAAGCUUUGCCCUUUUUUGUGACUCCAAAGUCAGUUGAGGAGAAUUCAAUAUUGUUGCAGCAGCUGCCACACUGGGCUGCCUGUUCAAUCACACAAGCUUUGGAAUUUUUUACUCUUCCAUUCAAGGGUCACCCACGUGUCAUGGCUUAUGUUCUUAGAGUUUUGGAGUCUUAUCCUCCAGAACGAGUAACCUUCUUUAUGCCACAACUAGUACAAGCUCUCCGAUAUGAUGAAGGCAAAUUAGUUGAAGGGUACCUUCUUGGAGCUGCUCGGCGAAGUAAUGUGUUUGCCCACAUCCUGAUUUGGCAUCUUCAGGGUGAGUCUUGUGUUUCAGAAUCUGGAAAGGAUGGGGUGGUUCCAAUGGGUAAUUCAUUCCAAGCAAUGCUUCCUGUUCUGCGACAAAAGAUUAUCGAUGGCUUUUCUCCUGAAGCCCGUGAUUUGUUUCAAAGAGAAUUUGAUUUCUUUGAUAAGGUCACCUCUAUUUCUGGUGUCUUAUAUCAUCUACCAAAGGAAGAACGUCGUGCUGGUAUUAGAAGAGAGCUUGAGAAAAUUAGUGUUGAAGGAGACGACCUUUAUCUGCCAACUGCUACAAAUAAACUUGUACGGGGCAUUCUGUUGGAUAGUGGAAUUCCUCUUCAGUCAGCAGCAAAAGUUCCUAUAAUGAUUACAUUCAAUGUCGUGGACAAGUAUGGUGAUCCUAAUGAUGUAAAGCCCCAGGCUUGUAUUUUCAAGGUUGGUGAUGAUUGUAGACAAGAUGUUCUUGCACUCCAAGUGAUUUAUCUACUUAGAGAUGUAUUUGAAGCAGUCGGGUUAAAUCUUUAUCUAUUCCCUUAUGGUGUUUUACCCACAGGGCCAGAAAGGGGUAUAAUUGAGGUUGUUCCAAAUACAAGAAGCAGAAACCAAAUGGGAGAACUGACUGAUGGUGGGUUGUUUGAGAUAUUUCAACAAGACUAUGGGCCUGUAGGAUCCCCUGCAUUCGAAACUGCUCGUGAAAUGUUUAUGAUCAGCAGUGCUGGUUAUGCUGUUGCCAGUCUUCUUCUUCAGCCAAAGGAUCGUCAUAAUGGCAAUCUUCUUUUUGACAACAAGGGAAGGCUUGUGCAUAUAGAUUUUGGGUUUAUACUUGAAACAUCUCCCGGAGGAAACAUGCGGUUUGAAAAUGCUGACUUCAAGCUCAGUCAUGAGAUGACCCAAUUGCUUGAUCCAUCAGGAACGAUGAAAAGCGACACUUGGAAUCAAUUUGUCAGCUUGUGCGUGAAAGGCUAUCUUGCUGGUCGGCGGCAUAUGCAUGGUAUUUUGACGACGGUGCUUCUGAUGGUGGACAGCGGUCUUCCAUGCUUUAGCCGAGGCGACCCAAUCGGAAAUUUACGAAAGCGAUUCCAUCCAGAGAUGAACGAACGCGAGGCUGCCAAUUUCAUGAUCCGUACCUGCAUGGAUGCCUAUAACAAGUGGACCACUGCUGGGUAUGAUCUCAUACAGUACUUGCAGCAAGGCAUCGAAAAAUAGAUACACCCCCACAACUCCUUUUCUUCCCUGCUUUAUGAUGAGUCCUACCCCUACCCUUUUUGUAGAUUUUUAUUUUUUAUUUUUCUUAUACUACGAGGGAAGAUCAUUCACCAGAGUUGCUUUUUUUAUAUGAAUUUUUACAUUAAGAAUCGGUAUUGUUAACUCAAAACGCAUCUCUUUGCAAUUCUCAACUUAGAAAACUCGGUGGCACUAAAGCAGCAGCUGUCUAUAACUCGACCAUCUUCUCCUCGAGGCCAA
Phalaenopsis equestris is the source of this 6368-nucleotide messenger RNA. RefSeq names its product phosphatidylinositol 4-kinase alpha 1. Gene Ontology annotation, biological process: phosphatidylinositol-mediated signaling; phosphatidylinositol phosphate biosynthetic process. NCBI's taxonomy places the organism in Eukaryota, Viridiplantae, Streptophyta, Magnoliopsida, Asparagales, Orchidaceae. The record is from RefSeq and is a predicted model, not a curated record. Gene Ontology annotation, cellular component: plasma membrane; cytoplasm. Gene Ontology annotation, molecular function: 1-phosphatidylinositol 4-kinase activity.